Messenger RNA from Drosophila navojoa, 2169 nucleotides. RefSeq lists its product as uncharacterized. The record is from RefSeq and is a predicted model, not a curated record. NCBI's taxonomy places the organism in Eukaryota, Metazoa, Arthropoda, Insecta, Diptera, Drosophilidae.
UUAAUAUUUAAUUCUCGUCGCUCGCGAACGGUUGAUUAAUUCAACAGCGAUUCACACGUCGAGCGUUCAGCGUUCGGUCUCAGUCAACGCGCGCGUCUCCUUUUUUUUAAGUGAAUAGACAACAACAAAAACACAGACAGCAACAAUUAUUGAAAUAGUUUUAUUUUUUUUUUUAUUGUGCAUUGCUCUGUGAAUUGUGACAAGCCUUAAGGAUACACACAGCUCCAGCCUAAUCCAGUCAAACACAAUGCUCCGCUCAAGUGCGCCGCUCUCUUGGCUCUGCGCCUGCGCUGCCGCGAUGCUGCUGCUGCGGCUGCGGCUGUUGCCUGGAACCGCGGCACGCAGCUACAGCAACGGCCUGAUCUUCUACGAGCUGGCCACGCACACGCCGUACCUGCCGCCGACGGUGAGCGUGUCGCGCGGCCGCAACCUGGCCAGCGUCAAGUACUCGGAGAAGGGCUCCAUCUGGUCGACGUUUGGCCAGCCCUGCGAGUGCCUCGGGCCGCGCUGUGGCUGCUGCGCCGGCCUCAAGGUGGAUCACUACAUGUUCGACCAGAAGGUUUGCGCCAACGUCACGUUCGUGCCGCACCUGGAGGAGGCGCAGCUGGCGGUGUUCCUCAACGAGCGGCCCUCGUCCAAGUAUGGGAUAUCGUUGCGCAAUCCGUCGCCCUUCUGCAUACCCGUGAUGAUGGGCGUGCCGAUGGCCAUGUGCGUCCAGAUGACCGACAUAGCCAUGGUGGGCAACAACCUGAACAUGUGCAUGGACUUCGUGGUGCGCCUGGCCACCACCGAUCUCUUCGAGAUGCACUUCCAGUGCAUGCGCAUGGGCGUCGAUGGCGUCCAGUAUGUGGACAAGAAUGGCAAUCCCGUGGUGCCGAGCGCAAGCAGCUUGGAGGCUGAAGCUGAGGAUGAAGAUGCGGCGGAGGAUGACAGUGCGAAGGAUGUGCAGGACUAUGACUAUGCCGACCGGGAUGACCAGAAAUACGCACAGCCCAGCGCAGAGCUCGAGGCCGAAGCGGAGCCCGAACCGUUGCCAAUUGAAAGUGAAAUGCUCAUGGCUGGGGAUCAAGAGCUGGCAGUGUCAUCGACUUACAAUGACGGCGAUGUUGACGCUGACGCUGACGCUGAUGGUGAAGGUGAAGGUGACAGUGAAGUUGAUGGCGUUGGUAAUGGUGAUGGCGACGGCGAUAGCAACGAUGACGUUGCGGAGCAGGAGACGGUGCCAAAGGAGGAGGGAGCGGAGGAGGCGGAGGAGGAGACGGCGGCGCCAGCACAGCUCGACGUUGACAAUGCUGGCGAGAGCGACCUAAAGCAAAACGAAGUAAUUGAAACAAUUACAAAUUCAAUAACAGCCAACGAGGCGCCAGCUGCAACAGCAACAACAUCAACAGCAGCAACUGAAGCUGAGCAGGAGUCUGAGGAGGAUGCGACAACGACAGUAGCUGAAGUUGCCAAUGACCGUGACAAUGAAGUGAAUGUAGAUGAUGAUGAUGAUGAUGAUAAAGAAGAAGAAGAAGACGACGACGAAGGAGAAGAAGAAGAAGCAGUCAAUGCAGAUGCAGUUAAAGCUGAUGCAGAUGACAACGAGUUGGAGCCUACGACAGAGGCAGCAGCUGAGGAAGAAACCGAGGCAAGCGAGACUGAGGCAGAGACUGAGGGCUCAACGGCGGCACAGCAGACAGCUGAUGAUGAUGAAGGCAAUGAUAAUGAUGACGAUGAUGAUGAUGAUGAUGAUAACGAUGAUGAAGACGAUAAUGAUGAUGAUAAUGAUGAUGAUGAUGUGGACGAUGAGGCAGCAGCUGAGGCUAAAGACGCUGACGAGGCAAAGUUAAGCCAGGAGGCGUCAACUGCUAAUAGCAAUGAAAGCGCUGUCAGGCCAAACAGCAGCAGCAACAACAACAACAACAACAACGGUAACAACAAUGAGCCAAGCCGCAAAGCUGUUGAUGGGAAUAUAAAUGGGACUGAGGUUAAACAGCAGCUGCAGCAGCCGCAACAGCAGCCGCGACGACUGCAACGCCUGCGCUUGCGACAGCGCAGCGGCAUUUAAUUGCUGCAACAGCUGAUUGUUAAUUUAUUUAUUAUUAUUAUUGUUAAUGAAUUGUUAAUGUUAAACGCUUGUUAAAUUAUACAUAUUUAUUGCUACUGUAGAAAAAAAGUCAAACAAAU